AUGCCUAAUUAUAUCAAAUCUGCCGCUCCUAAGCCCCAUGCAAGGCCAUUAAGCACAAGUGUCCCAGCAAUUGUCAAGGGUGUCAUCGACGAUAUUAGAAGUAAUGGGGAUGCCGCUGUACGACAAUACUCGGAAAAGUUCGAUAAGUGGUCGCCUGUAUCCUUCAAGCUGUCAGAGGAGGAGAUAAAAGACAUCAUUUCUCGAGUCCCGGAGCAAACUAUCAAGGACAUCAAGGAAGUGCAAGAAAAUGUGCGCAAAUUCGCUAUUGCACAAAGAAAGUCCAUUUCGGAUAUCGAGAUUGAGAUCCAGCCUGGUGUUCAUCUCGGGCAUAAAAAUUUACCUAUCAGUUCUGUUGGCGCUUACAUCCCUGGUGGCCGCUACCCUCUCCUCGCAUCCGCGCACAUGACUAUUCUUACGGCCAAAACCGCUGGAGUUUCAUAUGUAGUAGGGUGCACGCCACCAAUCCUUGGCGAAAUCCCUAGCUCCACUGUUGCAGCCAUGUAUCUAGCUGGUGCAGAUGAGAUCUUUAUCCUAGGCGGGGUUCAAGCUGUUGCUGCGAUGGCAAUUGGUACUGAAACAAUGCGCAAGGUAGAUUUUAUCGCCGGACCGGGCAAUGCGUUCGUCGCCGAGGCAAAGAAGCAGAUGUUCGGCGACAUUGGUAUCGAUCUCUUUGCUGGACCCACGGAGGUCCUUAUAGUUGCCGAUGAGGCUGCAGAUCCUUUCACUAUUGCUACUGAUUUGCUAUCGCAGGCAGAACAUGGUCCAGACACUCCUGCUGUCCUUAUUACUACGUCGGAGGAUAUUGGUAGGAAAACGAUUGAGAUAGUUGAUACACUGCUUACUAGACUCCCGACCGCUGAGCUGGCAGGGGAGUCUUGGAGGACAUUUGGUGAAGUGGCUAUUGUGGGAGAUUUAACAGAGGCCUAUGCCCUUGCCGACGAGUAUUCUAGCGAGCAUGUUCAAAUCCUUACAAAACGACCUCGCGAGGCUCUAGAAAAGAUGAGGAAUUAUGGCGCGUUGUUCUUGGGUGAAAAGACUUGUGUUUCUUUUGGAGAUAAGGUCAUAGGGACAAACCAUGUACUUCCAACCCGUAAAGCGGCUCGGUAUACUGGAGGCCUGUGGGUAGGAAAGUUUCUUAAGACGGUAACAUACCAGGAAGUGACGUCCCAGGAGGCAAGUGGGAGAUUAGGGAAACUAUGUGGACGAGCAGCUCGUGCAGAAAAUUUUGAGGGCCAUGCUCGCUCAGGAGAUCUAAGGGACCAUCUGGCUACCGGUAGCGAGUAUGAGUGGAUAAAAUAG
Messenger RNA from Talaromyces rugulosus, 1299 nucleotides. RefSeq lists its product as uncharacterized. Gene Ontology annotation, biological process: L-histidine biosynthetic process. Gene Ontology annotation, cellular component: cytoplasm. The record is from RefSeq and is a predicted model, not a curated record. Lineage: Eukaryota; Fungi; Ascomycota; Eurotiomycetes; Eurotiales; Trichocomaceae. Gene Ontology annotation, molecular function: NAD binding; metal ion binding; histidinol dehydrogenase activity. The transcript has 3 exons. The coding region runs from base 1 to 1299 and encodes 432 amino acids.